This is a messenger RNA of Chinchilla lanigera (long-tailed chinchilla), 3686 nucleotides long. RefSeq names its product zinc finger protein 426-like. The coding region runs from base 902 to 2686 and encodes 594 amino acids. NCBI's taxonomy places the organism in Eukaryota, Metazoa, Chordata, Mammalia, Rodentia, Chinchillidae. The record is from RefSeq and is a predicted model, not a curated record. Gene Ontology annotation, biological process: regulation of DNA-templated transcription. Gene Ontology annotation, molecular function: RNA polymerase II cis-regulatory region sequence-specific DNA binding; DNA-binding transcription factor activity, RNA polymerase II-specific. The transcript is spliced from 9 exons.
UCGUUUAGGUUCCAAACACAAUAAAAUCGACGAUGAAAAUCUCAGCAUGGUAUAGAGAGACAUAAAAAAGGCUGAAAGAACAGUCUAAAUACAGCAACGGUGGGGUGGAGGAGACAGCGUCGCACGGAUUGGUAGAUUUACGAGCACGGCAAAUCAUUACAGAGCACUAGGAACGCGGGCAGAGGCAGGCAUAAAGGCUUUUGUGAGCGUUCUAGGCGCGCCUCCCCACCCCCAGCCUUGCCGGUCUGGUUUCUCCAGUCCCACCGCGCGCGGGGCGUGGUCCCACCUCAGACUCCGCCCCCGGCGGUGGGCUCCUCCCCGACUUGGGUUCCGCCCCCCUCUGGGUUCCGCCCCCUGCCCCGCCCUUAUCCCCCGCUCCGAGAAGCGGUUCUAAGCUGAGCCUCUGCCUCAGGGCUUCUUUCUGCCUCGGCUCCGCUGGAUGAGCCCAUGAUGGGGUCCACCUGCACCCACGAGGGAGGGAAUUGGAAUUGCUCUCCCUGGAGGGGUCCAACGUGGCUGAUGCCCCAGCGGAAGCGGAAGUAACGUCAGCGGUCCCCCGCUUCUUUUCGGGCUCUGGUCACCCGAGACCUUACUCGGAGGUGGUCGGUCUCGACCCGGCUUCGCCUCUGGGAUCACGCUGACUUAAGACACUGCGUCCUCCAGCUUCGGGGACCCGAAGGUUUCCGCGCGUGCAGGCUCUGCAUGGAGGGACUCAGCCAACCACCAGCUGGAAGAAGAUGUUACAUUUCUGCUGACAGGCACUAUGUUCAGGACCUCAUACAACCCUGUAUGAAGAGGAAUGGAGAUUGCCUCUCUCUGCUUGGAUUCCUAAGCUGCCCGAAAGUGGUCUCAGCAUCAGGAAAGGGAGUGUUGGGGCACAUUCCAGCGCCAGAGCCACAGAAUGGCAGCCGUUGAUUUGUCGGAAGGCCUUCUCUACGCAGAACCAAUCUGCUUUUAUGAAGACGAGACAAAGGUAGAAAGUGUGGUGGCUGACUACCAGGCAGAUUGUUACCAGGACUCAGUGACCUUUGAUGAUGUGGCUCUGGAGUUCACCCAGGAGGAGUGGACUUUACUGGACACAACUCAGAGAAACCUAUACAGAGAAGUGAUGCUAGAAAACUACGAGAACCUGUCGUCAGUGGGAUACCAGUACUUCAUCCCUAGUCUGAUCUCCUGGUUAAAACAAGAAGAACUAAACACAGCAGAAACUGGAGUUCUCCAACAAUUGGAGCUACAACCAGUAACCAAAGGAUCAGAAUUUGUGGAUUAUUUUAGGGAAGAAACUUCCAAAGAGAUGGAAAUGGUGAGAAGCCACAAUGGAGAGGAGCUCUAUGAAUAUAAGCCAUAUGGAGAAGUCUUCGGUGAACAGUUUUUCCUUAAUACACACAUGGGAACACAAAACCAAGAAUAUACUUCUGGGUAUAUUUGGUAUGGAGAAGACAUCCUUACUCUGCAGAACACCUCUACUGGACAGAACUUUUCUGAGAUUGAUCAGUAUGGAAACAUCUUCAGCCUAACUCCGAAUAUUGCAUACCAGACAACCUGCAUGAGAGACAAACCCUUUGAGUGCAGGGAUUGUGGGAAUGCCUUUUUUAAUCCAUCAUACCUUCAGAUGGAUGUGCAAACUCAUAAUGAAGGAGACCCCUAUGAAUGGAAGAAGUACGAGAGCGGAUAUAUUCACCCCACAAGCCUUGCCGUGCAUCUUCAAAUUUUGAAUGGAAGAAAUCCCUACAAAAUGGAGGAGUUUGGAAAGGGCUUUCAGUAUUUUCCAUGCCUUAAUAAUCCCAUGGAAACCCACACUGAACAAACACUUUGUGAAUGCAAGGAAUGUUGGAGAGCUUUCACAGUUUCCUCUCACCUAAAUCAAUAUGUAACAGUUCAUUCUAAAGAGAAAAACAAAAAAUGUAAGGAAUGUGGAAAGUGCUUUGCUACUUUUUCUCAGCUGUCUGCACAUAUAAAAACUCAUAGUGAUGAAAAGCCCUUUCAAUGUAAGGAGUGUGGAAAGUGCUUUAAAAAUAACACAUACCUUAACGAUCACAUGAGAAUUCACACUGGAAUAAAAUCGUACAAAUGUGUGGAAUGUGGGAAAGCCUUCCUUAGGUGGUCAGGCCUGACUGAACACUUACGAGUUCACACUGGAGAGAAGCCUUACGAGUGUAAGGAAUGUGGGAAAGCUUUCUCGAGAUCCACUCAGCUUACUGAACAUAUAAGAACACACACUGGAGUCAAACCCUAUGAAUGUAAGGACUGUGGGAAAGCCUUCACUCAGUACUCAGGCCUUGCCACCCACGUACGCAUUCACAGUGGAGAGAAGCCCUUUCAGUGUAAGCAGUGUGGGAAAGCCUUCACUAGGACCUCAGGCCUUAUUCACCAUGUGAGAACACACACAGGCGAGAAGCCUUUUGAGUGUGUUCAUUGUGGGAAAACCUUUAUUACUUCUUCCCACCGUACUAAACAUUUGAAAAUUCACAGUGGGGAAAAGCCCUUUGUGUGCAACAUCUGUGGGAAGGCGUUUGUAUACUCCACAUCCCUUAACAUUCACAUGCGAACGCACACUGGAGAGAAACCUUACAUCUGUAAGGAAUGUGGGAAAGCGUUUGCUGUUUCCUCACGCUUAAGCAAACAUGCAAGAGUUCACCAUGGGGAGAAGGCCUAUAAAUGUGAGGGUAUCAGUGUUGCUAUUUAGCCCCUCUGUGGCCACCCUUAAAUAUUGACAGUGACACCAAAGAUCAUUGGUUAGUCUUAACUGCUUUGUGUGAGUUGUAAUGACUCUCACUGGCAUAGGUGCCAUCCUCAGAGUAUGAAAUACGGUAUGUAGGUUCCCUGUGGAACUUUUGUAGUGCUGGGAUUGACUCUAGUGCCUCACACAUAGUAGGUAAGUGAUCUACCAGUGAGCAGCAUUGCUGACCUCCUCGAAUUGGUUCACAUAUACCUGAGUCUGAGCUCUUAGGGGUCAUAGGUGAGGUCACCACUGCACAUCAGCCUCAUUUGGUGCUUGGACCCCUAGCGACGGUAGCAUUAAUAAAAGCUAUGCAUGGGUGUCCAACCUUUUGGCUUGUUUGGGCCACAUAUAAUAUAGUUAAUGUAUAUAAGUAACAAGAGUUCCUUUAUUUUUUUAUAUUUUGUAUGAUAAGAUUAAAACAACACAGCAGCCUGCAGGCUGCAGGUUGGACAUACCUGUAGGAGAUAAUUGCAUAGAUUUGGCCCUACCCCUUGUAGGUUAGUGGCUGCCAGUGUGGCGAUUCACAUAAAAAUUCUCCAGAAGUGAAGUUGAUACAGGUCCAGGUGGACUGUUGAAAGACAUUCUUCCGGGUGUGUCCCCAACCCCCACUGAUUGUGCUGAGUGUGCCAAGAAGGAAAUGGUCCCUACCCCCUUAAUGGUUACUCCACAUUUGCAGCAAUUAUCCCUAUGUUUUCUUGUAAAAUCUAAUAAGUCCACCUUCUCUCGACUUCUGGGACUAUGUUAGAUCUAAGAGGCACUUUCUGCGCUAGUAUAAUCCAGUCUAUUCUUCACUUCUGUUGAGAUUGGUUAUGUCCCACCUGUGAGUCCUAAACAUGAUGCUUUUACCAAAUCAUUGUUUAGCUCACAGUUUUAGUAUUUUCUUUAGUCCAAGCUUUCUCAGCUUUCGCAGUGUGGAUCGGCUGAGAAGUUUUUUUGUGUGUUUGUUUUUUGUUUUUUUUUGUCU